Molecule: messenger RNA, 705 nt
Organism: Gastrolobium bilobum
Lineage: Eukaryota; Viridiplantae; Streptophyta; Magnoliopsida; Fabales; Fabaceae
Exons: 2
Coding region: 1-705 (234 amino acids)
Molecular function (GO): metal ion binding
Source: RefSeq, a predicted model, not a curated record
AUGCAGCAAAAAGUAGUUUUAAAGUUGCAAAUGGACUGUGACAAAUGCAGAAACAAGGCCCUGAAAAUUGCUGCAGAGAUACAAGGUGUGACUUCGGUGUCACUUGAAGGGGAUGAAAAGGAUCGUGUUGCUGUGACCGGUGACAACAUCGACAUGAUUUGCUUGGCUAAUCAGCUGAAGAAGAAGUUCCGCUCUGUCAUCAUUCUGAGUGUUGAAGAGGUGAAAAAACCAGCUGACAAGAAAAAGGAGGAAGAAAAGAAAAAGGAGAAAGAAAAGAAAAAGGAGGAAGAAAAGAAUAAGGGUUGUGCUGUUCUGUGUCUUCCCCCCUGUGAUCUAUGUACCAAGUGUCAUAGCCCCAGUUGCAAGGGUAAGUGUGAUAAAUACUCAAAGUGCAACAAUCUUAAGUGUGAUGGCAAGUGUGUCAUAAUCUGUAUUAAAUGUCAGAGUCCCAAGUGCCAUGGUCAAUGUAACCCUUGUUCCAAGUGUGAAAGUCCCAAGUGUGAUGGCAAGUGUGUCAUCAAUUGUUUUCAUUGCCACAAUCCAAAGUGUCAUGGUGAGUGUAAGCCUCCUCCACCCUGCUUUGUUCAGUGUCCUCCAGGGUGCACCUGUCACAAAUGCUAUGUACCUUAUCCACCUUGUUACCCUUAUCCCCCUUAUUGCAGGGUGGUUUAUGAUCCAAACCCUGAUAGUUGCUCCAUCAUGUGA